UUGUCACUCGGUCAGGACAUUUUGUAGCGAAUAGAUUUUUGUGUUUAGUGCGGGGGUGAAUAAGAUUUACGAAUGAGUAAAUUUAUAAGAAAGAGAUUUAUAAAACCGGAUGAGAGACAAAUAAACAGCUAAAAUUCGCCAUUAUUUUCAAAAGUGGAAAUCUUUCUUUAAGUGGAAUUAGUUAUUAUCUUCAUUCUUUGUCAACGAUAACUUACAAUCAAAAUGAUAUCUCGUUAUCAAACACGAAAGCAUCGACUCGGCUGGAUUCUAGGAAUCUUUCUGCUCUCUCUCGUUGUGGUUUCAUCUCACGAAGCUGUGCCUCUGAAUCACCAGAGUACACCGGAUGCAUCAACCUUGAAGAUAGAAGCUAGAGAGUCCGAGGCAUCGAUAAUUUUGGGAAAGGAUCUUGUUCUUGGCCCACCUUUGUCGACUAGAGCGUCGAUUAUCGCUAAUUCUAGCAACUCCAAUGACGUUGCGUCAACAAAGAUUGAUUCCUUUGUAGGUUCCACGAUUGUCGAUCGUAUACCUUUCGGAGAACAACGUGCCAAUAACGUUCUUCGGAAACCCUCAAUGUCGAAGACUGAGACUUCUGGAGGGUCUUAUAUCAUUGACAAUCGUUAUCAAGCCAGUAAAGGCCCAAAGACUGCCUGGAAAAGAGACAGCUAUCUCGAAGCACUGAGACACUCGCGUAACAGCGAUGAUCCGCGGGAAGGGAUCGUGCAGACCGACUUAAAGACGAAGACGAAUAGAAGAGAAUAUGUGCAGGGGCCCGUUUACAGGCAGGAUACGGAAUACGGUUCGCCCGAAUCGUCGUACGCAUCUAAGAACCCGCGAAUCACAUACGGGGGCCCUAGCGACUCUUAUCCCCAAUCUUUCAAACCAUCAAUGAGUUACAGCGAUCAUUACAACGCUCCGCAGAAUUCUUACGGUCCUCCGCAGAAUUCAUACGGGCCGCCGCAAGAUGGUCCCUCGUUUUAUCCACAGACUCCUUCGUAUGGACCUCCCGCGAAUUCUUAUCCACCAUCUCAGCAAGGUGAGAUCAAAGGAUAUGGUCCUUCUGUACAUACUUCCAUUCCAACUCCGAUUUACGGUGCGCCUUACGCACUGCCGGAUGUAUCUCACAUUUCCCUCCUACCGAGCUUCGAUCUGGGAUUACCAUUUGCCCUCAAAUUAAAUGCAUUCACCAUUGCAAAAAUCAUAUUAAAGUUAGUGAUCUUCAAGAUGAUUGUGAAAUUUAUCGCGAUAAUUUGCUUGUUACUCUUCAUACCGAAGCUCGAGAUAAUCAAGAAGAAAGUCUCUAAUAAAGAUGAAAACAAUGAAGAACGUAAUUUAUCAUCGCCUUACAUAAGUUUGGAAACACUAAAUAGUCUCGAAGGCAUAGUAAGAAAUUCUGUCGAGAAAUAUGAGACGCAAAAUAGUAGUCGUUUAAAUUCGACAGAGAAAUGUACGACAUUUACAUGUCGCAUCAACGAAACUUUCCACGAAUCUUGGUACGACUAUUUGAAUUUAUUCAACAGCUACGUGGAGGAAGAGAGGCAAUUAACAGAACGGAAAGAUCACUGAGAAGUUAACAUUAUCAUCGAAUAUCAUCGCAUCAUCUUUCUAAUUAUUU
This is a messenger RNA of Camponotus floridanus (Florida carpenter ant), 1612 nucleotides long. RefSeq lists its product as uncharacterized. NCBI's taxonomy places the organism in Eukaryota, Metazoa, Arthropoda, Insecta, Hymenoptera, Formicidae. The transcript has 4 exons. The record is from RefSeq and is a predicted model, not a curated record. Bases 223 to 1563 code for a protein of 446 amino acids.